AUGCGACCAGCACUUGCGCGGCAGCUCAUUGGGCUGGCAGCUGCUGGCUGGGCCGUCCGCUGCCAAGUUGCUGGCUUCUCGAGCGUGGACAAGUACAACCUCCAGCGCUUUGUGGAUGCCCAGGCGCCCGUGUACCAGGGCGUGCUCAAAGAAUUGCGAGCCGGGCAGAAGCGGAAUCACUGGAUGUGGUUUAUCUUUCCUCAGAUCUCGGGCCUUGGGCGCAGCGACAUCGCGCGCUUCUACUCGAUUGCUUCGCUGGACGAGGCCUCGGCCUACCUGGGCCAUUCCAUUCUGGGGCCCCGGCUGCGGGAGUGUGUGGCGGAGAUUCUGAAAGUGGAAGGAAAGACCUCCAAUCAGAUCUUCGGGCAAGUGGAUUCCAUGAAGCUGCUGCACGGUCCCACGCAGAAGAACGCGGGCCUCCCCGAAACCCAGUUCGGUCCCACGCAGAAGAACGCGGGUCCCGCCGGAAGCCGGCACGGUCCCACGCAGAAGAACACGGGUUUUACCGAGACCCGGUACGGGCCCACGCAGAAGAACGCGGGUCCCACCGAGACCCGGUACGGUCCCACGCAGAAGAACGCGGGGCCCACCGAGACCCGGUACGGUCCCACGCAGAAGAACGCGGGCCCCGCCGAUUUUUAG
This is a messenger RNA of Symbiodinium natans, 642 nucleotides long. Lineage: Eukaryota; Dinophyceae; Suessiales; Symbiodiniaceae. The record is from the annotation of a GenBank genome assembly.